UGUUUGCUUUCUUCAAAGACUUUGACAUGUCCAUAGUAAGGCUGCUCCUGUCUUGUCUGUUGUUUAAAGAUACUCUUGCGCUAUCAGGAACCUUCUGGCACAUCACGGAUCAGCACUUGGACCCAACAUACAAGCUGACAGAUAAUCCUGAACUUGUGUGCGCAUCAAGUGGUAAACGUCCUGCAACCAAUGCUGGGGCAUUUGGAGACUUUGUUUGUGACUCACCAUGGCACCUUAUCAACUCGUCUGUGUAUGCCAUGAAGGAUAUUCUUCCAGACCCUGACUUCAUCGUAUGGACAGGAGAUGAUACACCACAUGUACCCAAUGAGGACCUGGGAAAAGAAGCAGUGCUCGAAAUUAUCAGCAACCUUACCCACAUCCUAAACCAGGUGUUUCCAAGUACUAAAGUGUAUUCCGCACUGGGUAACCAUGACUACCACCCAAAGAGCCAAUUUCCCGUAGGCCCAAACCAAAUGUAUGACCGAAUAGCAGAAAUGUGGAAGGACUGGCUGCAUCCAGAGUCCCAAAAUACAUUUAAAAAAGGUGGAUAUUAUACCGAAAAGCUUCUGCAACGAACAGGAUUUAGGAUGCUGGUCCUCAACACUAAUCUCUACUAUGACCAGAACAAAGUGACUGAGAACAUGGAAGACCCAGCGGACCAGUUUAGCUGGGCGGACCAAGUUCUUACAGAAGCUGCCACCAACAAAGAAAAGGUGUACAUCAUUGGCCACGUUCCCCCCGGUUUCUUUGAGAAGAAGAGAAGUAAGCCCUGGUUCACACCUAAAUUCAACAAACAGUACUUGGAUUUAAUUCAGAAACAUCAUUCGGUUAUACUUGGACAGUUCUUCGGCCAUCAUCACACUGAUAGCUUCAGGAUGUUCUACGACUCAGCGGGCUCUCCUGUCAGUACCAUGUUCCUCAGCCCCGGCGUCACGCCCUGGAAGACAACACUUCCUGGAGUGGUGGAUGGAGCCAAUAACCCUGGGAUUCGUGUCUUUGAAUAUGACACCCAAACACUCCUGGUCAAAGAUGUGGUGACCUACUACCUGAACCUGACUUAUGCUAAUGCUGCCGGGGGACGCUGGGAGAAGGAGUAUCGCUUUACAGAGAGCUUCAGAGUGCCAGACGCUUCACCGUCCUCCAUGCAUAAGGCUCUGGAGCGCAUCGCUAACGACCGCUGCUAUCUACAGAAGUACUAUGACUUUAACUCUGUCAGCUAUGACCUGACAGAGUGUGACAGCGACUGCCGCGUUGACCACGUGUGUGCAGCCCGAGAGGUAGACUUUGAAAGCUAUGAAGGCUGUGUGGUAAAAGAAGGGGCAGCUGCCAUUUAUGGGGGGUUACUGUCGGUCCUCUCAGUGGCUGUAAGUCUGCUAUUAGCAAAUCACUGAUGAUUUUCUUUUUUCUUUUGAAGGUUAUUAUUGAAGCAUCAUGGAGACUAUGGGAAGAUACACUUAAAUUCAUAAUAAAGAACAUUAAAAGAGCAUUUUUAAUUGUAAUGUUUAAAUCACGACAUAUAUGGUGAAGUGAGUCAUGUACUUGAGUUAGGAGGAAGCAACCUUUGCCUCCAGAAAUCUGUAGUGUGGCCUCUUCCCCUUGGUUUACGGGAAGUGAUUGAAUAUUAGCUCAAGACGCUAAAGUACAUUCAAAAGUGAUAUUCUGCUUUAAAUCUGGACUUUUUUUUGUUCCCCUAACCAGAGUUUAGUAUAAACAGUUAUUUAUUGCCUUAUUAGCAUAAUCACAACAGUCAAUCUGUUGAUACAUAUCCUCAACACCGACUCAUGUUCAUGUAACUUAGAAACAAUUCAACCUGUCACUAAAUAUCUCAGACAAAGCUGAAUUAUCUGGGUUCUGUAACGCUUUCUGUUAUCUUGUAAAACUAUAUGAAAAUGUAAUGAGCUUCAACUGUCAGUAAAUAAAAUCAUGCUUACUGGACUUUGA
This is a messenger RNA of Labrus bergylta (ballan wrasse), 1941 nucleotides long. The record is from RefSeq and is a predicted model, not a curated record. NCBI's taxonomy places the organism in Eukaryota, Metazoa, Chordata, Actinopteri, Labriformes, Labridae.